Messenger RNA from Eucalyptus grandis, 6495 nucleotides. RefSeq lists its product as uncharacterized. The record is from RefSeq and is a predicted model, not a curated record. Lineage: Eukaryota; Viridiplantae; Streptophyta; Magnoliopsida; Myrtales; Myrtaceae. The transcript has 8 exons. Gene Ontology annotation, molecular function: protein binding. Bases 1437 to 5354 code for a protein of 1305 amino acids.
UUGAGGCGUGAAGGCAAUCCUUCGAUUGUGCAGUCUUUUGGGACUCGGAAACAACUUGGACUUGCUCAAAGGGGCUUGUGGUUGAAGAGGAGAAACAAAUGGGCAAGGAGGCCGCGCCAAUCACGAGAAAUCACCAAGACAUUCGCCUUUGUUUUGAGAUGUUUACUCUGACGACUCCAGGUUUAGGCAUGAAGAAGUUUCAUUCGCAACCAUUUGUUUAGACAAAGAAUGGAAGGAGGCAACAACAGAGGAACAAAAGAGGGAGGGAAAAGGAACUUCUAGAGAUUAGAGAAAAAUUAUGGCCGCAUUUGCUACCUCUGUUGCAUCGAAUCUUUUGUCAAAACUCGGUGAGUACCUGAUUGCUCCCAUUGGACGUCAAUUUGCGUACGUACUGUGCUAUGAGAGAUACGUCAAAGAUCUCAAAAGUGGAGUCAAGGAGCUGGAGACUGCAAGGGAAAGGGUGCAACAUUCUGUUGAUGAAGCCGUUUAUGAUGGAAAACUUAUACACUCUGAUGUUAAGAAUUGGCUGGAGAAUGUGGAGAGUAAGGCUAAGGAAGCAAAAACUUGUUCAAACAUGAGGAAACUGCAAAAACUGCUUGCUUCCACGGGUGGCUUCCCAACCCUUUGGUGCGCCAUCCAAUUGGCAGGAAGGUGAAUAAGAUGACUAAAGUCAUUCAGGGACUCCGUGAGAAAAGCCCAAAUAGUAACCUCCAUAAGGUCUACUAUGAGAAUACUCCAACAGGAAUUGUCACUGCUACCACUUCCGCUGCAAGAUCGAUUGACAAGAAAGAUGUCCUAGAGUCAAGGGCUUCAAUCACAGAGGAUAUAAUGAAGGCUAUAGUUGAUGACAAGAUCUGUGUGGUUGGGGUGUAUGGAUCAGGUGGGGUUGGCAAGUCCAAGCUUUUGGAAGACGUAGAAAGGCAAGUAAAGGAAGAGAACCUUUUCGAUGUGGUUGUCAAGGCAAAUGUAUCACGCAAUCCAGAUCUAAAAACAAUCCAAGGAGAUAUCGCUUAUGCAUUGGGUCUGAAAAUAAUGAAUGAAGAAACUGUCCAUGCAAGAGCAGAUAUUUUGUGUAGGCGGUUGGAGAGUGAUCCUAAGAAAAAUAUUCUCAUAAUUUUAGAUAAUCUGUGGAAGAAGUUAGAGUUGAAGGAUGUUGGAAUCCCUUGUGGAGAUGAGAAUAAAGUAAGAGGCUGCAAGCUAUUGCUAACGUCUAGAUACUGCGAUGUUUUGCGCGUUGACAUGUGCUCUGACCGAGACUUCCGACUUGGUGAGUUAGAACAUGGAGAAGCACGGAGACUUUUUGAAAGGAUAGUGGGGAACAAAGUUAACGAUCCUGACUUUAAGACCUUGAUAGAUGGAGUGGUUAAGAAUUGUGGAGGCUUGCCACUUUUGAUUGUUUCAUUGGCAAAAAGGUUGAAACAUGGACAUUUGGCUGCAUGGAGGAAUGCUUUGACCAAAUAGAAGGGUUGGAUGUAAAAUCAAUAGUGGAACUAAAUUACAAUGACUUAAAAGAUGAGAGGAUCAGAUCAUUGUUCUUGGUUUGCGCUCUAGACAAAGGGAAUAGUUCCUUAAGGGAUACCCUGAUCUACUACAUGGGUUUGGGUUUAUUUGAAAAAUUCGGCAAGACCAUCGAAAAAGCUAGAGAUCGGUUGAUUACGGACCUAUGUAACCUGCAGGACUAUUCUUUGUUACUAGAUAAUGAUGUCAUUAAAUGUGUCAGAAUGCAUGACAUAUUUGUUGAUGUGGCCAUCUCUAUGUGUGACAAGUUUAUUGACAUGGAAUGGAAUGCCUUGGUCGGGACGACGGAUCAUGGGUUUAAAGAUUGGCCAAAAGAUGAGCUCAGAAAAUGCACUGCGAUAUCUUUCCAUUUUGUUGGCAUUGAUGAGCUUCCUGAAAAAUUGGAUUGCCCAAACUUGAGAAUCCUUCUGUUAGUCGAAAACAACUCGUCUCUCAAAAUUCCGGAGUCAUUUUUUGAAUCUAUGGAGAAGCUCCAAACCUUGGACUUGACUGGCUUAUCUUUCACCUCUCUUCCUUCAUCGAUUGAGUUCCUUAAAAACCUUAAGUCGCUGAGUCUUGAUUGGUGCCAUCUGGAGGAUGUGACUAUUCUUGGAAAGCUGACAGGUUUGCAGUUCCUAAGCUUCUUUGGAUCUACCAUUGCUUGGCUGCCCAAAGAAAUAGGUGAACUAACAAAAUUGAGAUUUUUGGACUUGACAAGGUGCACCAGUCUCAAAGUUAUUGAACCUGGCGUACUUGGAAGCUUGGUUAAUUUAGAAGAGCUGUACAUGGAAGACAGUUUUGAUCAGUGGGAGACCGAGAAUGAAGCACCGCAAAGCAACACCAGCCUGGCUGAGUUGAAGAACAUGAACAAGUUGAGCACUUUGUACAUUGCCAUUCCUCACUUAGCCAAUCUCUCAAGAGAUCUGCCAUUUGGGAAAUUGAACAACUAUAAAAUCCAAAUAGGGGACAUCUGGGAUUGGUCAGAUGAAUCCAAAGAAUCUAGAACUUUAAAGCUCAAGUUGGAUCCAUGCAAUCUUCUUGUCGAAGAGUGGCUGCAACGCUGUUUGCAGUUAACACAAGAUCUCCACUUGGACGGAUUGCAAAGUGGCCACGAUACCAUUCACGAUUUAUGCAUUGAAGGUUUUCAGGAAUUGAGACAUCUUCAUGUACAAAAUAGCCCCUCAUUUCAGCACAUUGUUCACUCCAUGGAUAAUGUCCAUUGCAUUGCAUUUACGAGAUUGGAAUCGUUGAUUAUCGAGAAUCUAAACAACUUGGAGAAUAUUUGUCGUGGCUGUCUUGUCCCAGAAUCCUUCAGCAAAUUAAAGAUUGUGAAAAUGGAUAACUGUGGUGAAAUCAAACAUUUGUUUCCUUUAUCCAUGAUGAGAAUAUUCUUGCAACUUGAAGAGAUUGAAAUAAGCAACUGCCACUUAAUGCAGCAAAUUGUUGCAGAUGCCGAGGCAGAUGAAGUUAGAGAUGAAAUAAAUGAUGAUCUCAAAGUGCAGUCAUGCAAUUUGCAUAGGUUGACAUUAAGAAACUUGCCAGAGAUGACAAGCUUCUAUAAAACCAUGGACCAUUCGAUCAUAUUCUUCAAUGGACAACAGGUUUCAAUGCCCUGGUUGGAGUCUUUGACACUGUCUGAAAUGCCCAAAUUGAAUGAGAUAUGGAACUCUCAAUUAGCCUCAGAUGUGAGCAACCUAAAAUUUCUGAAAGUGGAGGGUUGCAUGUUCCUCUUAAAUAUCAUCCCAUCAAGCCUGCUAAUAAAGCUACAAAAUUUGGAAGCCAUAACCAUUAACAGAUGUCAAUUAAUACAAGAAGUAUUCGACCUUGAAGGGUUAGCAACUAGAGAAAAUGUCGAGAUUCUACCGCGGUUGACCAACUUAACCUUGAGUGACUUACCAAGUUUGGGAUGCAUAUGGACCAAGAAUCCAAGAAGAACAUUAUGUUUCCGAAACUUAAGGGCGCUAAAGGUGCGCGACUGUGAGAACUUGAGGUUUCUCUUUUCUUCUUCCAUGGCUAAAGCACUCGGGAAAAUAAAAGAAAUAGAAAUAGCAACUUGUAAACUAAUGGAGGAAAUUAUGGAUAUGCAAGAAGAAGGAUCAGAGGAAGCUACAACCACCAAUAUUGUGGAGUUCCCUCUAUUAACCUCUCUGUCUCUUGAGGAAUUGCCAAAUCUCAAGACAUUCUUUUCUGGAAAGUAUAGUGUCCAUUGUCCAUCCUUAACAAAACUGAGGAUAUCUGGAUGCUCCAAAAUGAUGACAUUCUUUUCAUCCGAAGGACAGCAACAGUCGAUGACAGCUAAUACAAAUUUACAACAAACAUGUGGUCUUAUCAAUUCUAGCUUGUCCUUGCCGGCCUUCUUCAAUCAAAAUGUUUCCUUUCCGAGCUUGGAGAAGUUGACGCUUUUGUCCUUGUGUGGGUUGAGGAGGAUAUGGAACAAGGAUCUUCCCAAAGAAUCAUUCAGCAAACUAGCAUCCAUCACAGUCGGAUAUUGUGAAAACUUGUCUCAUAUUUUUCCAUCAACUUUAAUAGAGAGGUUUAAGAGCCUGAAAUUGAUUGAGGUGUUCAAGUGUGCCUCUUUGGAAGCAUUAGUGGAACAUGUUGCUGACGAUCCUAAGAGAAGGCAAAAAAGUCUGGUUCUCUUAGUAAAAGAAGUGAAGUUGUGGCACCUGCUGAGGCUGAAUAAGCUUGUGACAAGCAGCACCAAAGCCAUGUUGAGUCUUCCUAAUCUGACUAAUGUUAGCUUGCACACUUGCCACGGUUUGAGAUAUCUCUUCACAAAUGACACAGCCAGGACACUUGAAAAACUUGAGAUGCUAGAUGUUUCUGGUUGCGAUAGCAUGCAGGAAGUAGUUGCCGUGGAAGAAGGUGAAGAGCAAAAUUUGAAGGCAGUAAAGUUCUAUCAUUUACGUACAAUGAAGCUUUGUUCCCUUAAGAGCUUGAUUAGUUUCAGCUCAAGAAGUUGUGCAUAUGAGUUUCCCUCCUUGAAAGAGUUUACCGUUGAAGAGUGUAAAGCUGUGGAGGUGAUCGUUGGACAUGCCAAUUGUAGAAAAUUAGAGAACAACAUUCCAAAGCAGCAACCACUUCUGCUGGUUGAAAAGGGUGAGUUUCCUAGUAUGGAGUUGCUGAAGAUCUCACGCAUGGAAAACAUGGAGAAAAUAUGGCUUGAUGAGUUUGCUUCAAAUGCCUUUAACAAACUCAAGAUGUUAACGGUGGACCAUUGUGGGAAACUUUUAUCCAUAUUUUCAUCUGAUGCUAUCCUUGCAAGAUUUCGAAACCUAGAAAAGUUAAUUGUGACCAAUUGUGAUUUGUUAGAAGUGGUAUUUCAAGUUCAAGAGUAUAUGAGUGGAGCUUACUCCACAAGCAUUUUCCAAUUGAGAGAAUUAAUUUUGGAACAACUUCCAAAAAUGAAACAAGUUUGGAGUGGACAUCCUCAUGAGACUCUUACAUUUCCAUGCUUACGACGGAUUAAGGUUUGCAAGUGUGAAAGUCUCAAAAGUUUAUUUCCAAUCUUGGUGGCAAAAAGUAUGACGCAACUUGAAGAAAUUGGGGUAGAGCAUUGUGGGGUGGAGGAAAUUAUACCGAAGGAAGAUGUAGGAGUAGAAGCGAGCACAAGUGAUCUCUUCUUUCCUCGACUAACCACCCUGAGUUUAAUGACAUUGCCAGAACUAAGGAGCUUCCACAAAAAUAGUCAUAUUUCAACAUGGCCACUCUUGAAGGAAUUGGAAGUGGGACACUACAGCAAAAUGAGGCCAUUCUCAUUUGCUGGUGAAAUUCAAAGCUGUCAAGGUAGUAUUACAAGCGAGAACCAACCUACACUUUUUCUUUUGAAAAGGUCAUUCCACACUUGGAGCAUUUGACAUUAGCGGGGGAGGAUGUUGAGAUGAUGCAGCAUUUCAUCUUUGACAAUCUCAAACAGCUGUCAUUGACAUGCUAUCAUGAUAAAAAUGUCGUUUUUCUCUCCAACUUCCUUCUUCGGAGAUUCCCUAGUCUUGAAUUUCUUGUGGUGAUCUGUAGUUCCUUCGAGGAGAUAUUUCCUGAAGAUGCGUUAGGACAUGGGGGAGCAACUCCCUCUAGAGAACUAAAUGCCAUGGAAACACCAAUCAAGGCACUUGGAAAUCUGAAACAUCUUUGGCUGAAUCACCUGUAUAACCUGAGGCAAGUCUGGAAAGAUGGCUCCUUGAUGGCUGAAAUCCUUAAACAGAUUGAAACUCUGCAUGUUCACCUAUGCCCUAGUUUGUCAACCUUACUUCCAUCUCUGACUUCAUUCCGGUGCUUGGGACAUUUGCACGUAAAAGAUUGCGCUGGCAUGGUUCAUGUGGGGACUUGCUCAACAGUGAAAAGUUUGGUGUACCUUACAGAGUUAAUCCUAGAAGAUUGUGCUGCAAUGCAAGACGUGGUAACAGAUGAUGGAAAUGGAGUAGAGGAGAUCUCUUUCCUCAGGCUACAUGUGUUAAGACUUGAACGUUUACCAAGCUUUGAAAGCUUCUCCCCCAUGAAUUGCACCUUCAGGUUCCCAUCAUUGGUACAUAUUAUGGUGAGGCAGUGCCCCAAGAUGAACGUAUUCUGCAAGGGUGCUUUGAGGACACCAAAACUAGAGAAAAAUUCCUUCCAAGGAAGAUGAACAAGGGCGCUGGGAGGGUGACCUUAAUGCCACCAUCAAAACCUCAUUAACAUGUAACAAAACAUUCCGAAUUCAAUAAGUCAGAUGCUGGAAACUCACAAGAUGAGAAAUUUGCCUGUCCCAUUCAGAAGAAGUUGCAUUCAGGCACUUCAACUUGAUAAUCAUCUUGCGCAGUGGUGAAGUUCUCAAGGACUGCUUCGACCUUUUUCUUUUAUAUUUCUUCUUCCCUUUUAUUCUGAAUUAAAUGACAACAUAUUCUAUAAAGACUUUGCUUGAUUAUCGUUUGGAUAGUUCGUAAUGUAAUGCUACAAGCAAACAGCCAUGGACUGCCAUUUUCUUGGUGAUUUGGCAUGUAGGAAUAAAUUUCAUCUAUCUCU